Dalotia coriaria is the source of this 689-nucleotide messenger RNA. RefSeq names its product sequestosome-1-like. The record is from RefSeq and is a predicted model, not a curated record. Lineage: Eukaryota; Metazoa; Arthropoda; Insecta; Coleoptera; Staphylinidae. The transcript is spliced from 4 exons. Gene Ontology annotation, molecular function: zinc ion binding; protein kinase C binding; K63-linked polyubiquitin modification-dependent protein binding. Gene Ontology annotation, cellular component: aggresome; amphisome. Gene Ontology annotation, biological process: aggrephagy; endosome organization; mitophagy. Bases 1 to 591 code for a protein of 196 amino acids.
AUGGGUGCAAACGUGAGCGUGCCAGGAAUGUCAAAUUCACAAUCGACACCAAAGAAAAUCGAAUUUAAAGUAACGCUAGUUACGAAUGGCCAGGAGGAUGUGAAAUCUUUCCAAUUUGACGAUUCAAUCCUUCGUUCCAAGAACUAUAAAGGCUCUUUUGAUGAACUGGUAAAUAAAUUGUCAACACUUUUUCCUCAACUUGAAUCUUCAUAUAACGAACCAAAAUUGACGUGGACUGACCAGGCGAAUGAUAUUAUAACUAUCAACAAUGAUGAUGAUUUACUGUUCGCACUUGAACACAUGAAAGAUUUGAAGAUUUUCAAGGUAAAAGAUAACAAUGAUAAUCUGCCCAAGGGUUGUCUCCGACUACAACAUUCAUUUAACAUUGGGGGUGUUUGCAACAACUGCAAGAACAACAAUAUUGUUCAUUUUCGCUACAAGUGUCUUCAAUGUCAAGAUUAUACUUUGUGCGCACAGUGUUAUAAAAAUGUACACGUGGAACACGUUAUGAUGAGUAUUUCUCUAGACGUUCCUAAUCUUCAAAAUAUAAGAUCCCCAUGUAAAGACCAGAAAGAAGAACAGUUAAAGUGAGGCAAAUAUACAAUUGGUAAUCAACUUCGAUGAUUGUAAUUUUUUUAUCGCAAAAUUAUGUGUUAAUAUAUCCAAAAUAAAGACUUAUAUUAGAGUAA